Pungitius pungitius (ninespine stickleback) is the source of this 6859-nucleotide messenger RNA. RefSeq names its product homeodomain interacting protein kinase 2 (gene hipk2). Gene Ontology annotation, molecular function: transcription coactivator activity; SMAD binding; transcription corepressor activity. The coding region runs from base 532 to 4248 and encodes 1238 amino acids. Gene Ontology annotation, cellular component: PML body; nucleus; cytoplasm. The record is from RefSeq and is a predicted model, not a curated record. The transcript is spliced from 15 exons. Gene Ontology annotation, biological process: smoothened signaling pathway; peptidyl-threonine phosphorylation; intrinsic apoptotic signaling pathway in response to DNA damage by p53 class mediator. NCBI's taxonomy places the organism in Eukaryota, Metazoa, Chordata, Actinopteri, Perciformes, Gasterosteidae.
ACCACCAUGAUAAUUGUGCUCAUCAUGUCUUGUCUGGAUCGAGGCUGACUCGCGUGCCUCCUCGUCGCCUCCAUCGACUCGCUCUGCGCUCGACUCGCUCACUGUACACCAGAAACUCGCUGCGCUCUGACCACUGCAACUUUUGCAGAGACUCCUCACUCCACAGACAUGUCGCGCAAUAGCUGAAGUAAAACCCGUCCUCCGCGGCUCAUCACCCGAGCCUCCAGAUAAAGAAAGAGAAGAAAAGAAGAAGCCUCGCAGGUUCGGGACGUGGAUCGCACAGCCUUCUCCUCCGUCGCUCCCCGCUGCGCAUCGGAACCUGCGUUUGGAGAAGAAGAAAAAAAAAAGAAGAAAAACACGCCUGGAUAUGAAUUAUGAGCCUUUCCCUCACUAAUGAACUGGGCCGGUAAUGCAGGAGACCGCGGCGACUCUCUCUCAUCAUCACUGUUUCAAGAUGGCAGAUUUUCAUUGAGUUUUGAACAGAAAUCUCGCUUUAUAUUUUUGCCAUGAAUAACGGAAAACCUUGCACCGAUGGCCCCUGUAUACGAAGGUAUGGCCUCGCAAGUGCAAGUGUUCUCCCCUCACACUCUCCAAUCAAGUGCCUUCUUUAGCGUGAAGAAACUGAAGGUGGAGCAGAGUUGUAACUGGGAUAUGACAGGGUACGGCACCCACAGCAAAGUCUACAGCCACAACAGCAGCAAGAACCUGUCGGCCGCCACCGGCCCCCUCGGCAUCAACAGCUCCCUGCAGGUCACCAAACCCACACUGCCCUACGAGCAGGCACUCAUCUUCCCAGCCAGCGCGGGCCACAUCGUGGUCGCCUCAGCCAGCAGCACUUCGGGGGCCCUGCGCUCUCUGCUGGGCAGCGGGGGUGGAGGCAGCAACAGCAGCGGCGGCGGCGGCGGCGGGGUCGGUGGCGUGGUCGGUGUUCACAACCUGACGCGCCGCAGCACGGUCAGUCUCCUUGACACCUACCAGCGAUGCGGGCUUAAGCGCAAGAGUGAGGAGCUCGACAACAACAGCAGCGUGCAGAUCAUUGAGGAGCACGGCCCGCCGAUGAUCCAGAACGGGGCGGCCGGCGGAGUGGCGGUGGCCACCGUGGCCACCGCCACCUCCACGGCGACGUCUAAGAACAGCGGCUCCAACAGUGAGGGCGACUACCAGCUGGUGCAGCAUGAGGUGCUCUGCUCCAUGACAAACACCUACGAGGUGCUGGAGUUCCUGGGACGGGGGACCUUCGGACAGGUGGUCAAGUGCUGGAAGAGGGGCACCAACGAGAUCGUGGCCAUCAAGAUCUUGAAAAACCACCCGUCGUACGCCCGGCAGGGUCAGAUCGAGGUCAGCAUCCUGGCGCGUCUCAGCACGGAGAGUGCGGAUGACUACAACUUUGUGAGGGCCUACGAGUGCUUCCAGCACAAGAACCACACGUGCCUGGUAUUUGAGAUGCUGGAGCAGAACCUGUACGACUUCCUCAAGCAGAACAAGUUCAGCCCCCUGCCGCUCAAGUACAUCAGACCCGUUCUGCAGCAGGUGGCCUCGGCGCUAAUGAAACUGAAGAGCCUGGGCCUGAUCCACGCUGACCUGAAGCCAGAGAACAUCAUGCUGGUGGACCCGUCCCGGCAGCCCUACAGGGUCAAAGUCAUCGACUUUGGCUCAGCCAGCCAUGUGUCAAAAGCAGUGUGCUCCACUUAUCUGCAGUCCAGAUACUACAGGGCACCAGAGAUCAUCCUGGGCCUGCCGUUCUGUGAGGCCAUAGACAUGUGGUCCCUGGGCUGUGUGAUAGCCGAGCUCUUCCUGGGAUGGCCCCUCUACCCCGGAGCCUCCGAGUACGAUCAGAUCCGGUACAUCUCACAGACACAAGGUCUGCCUGCAGAGUAUCUGUUGAGUGCCGGAACGAAAACCACCAGGUUCUUCAACAGAGACCCCGACUCCACCUAUCCCCUCUGGAGACUCAAGACUCCAGAGGACCACGAGGGCGAAACGGGGAUCAAGUCCAAGGAGGCUCGCAAGUACAUCUUCAACUGCUUGGAUGACAUGGCGCAGGUGAACAUGACGUCGGACCUGGAGGGGAGCGACAUGCUGGCAGAGAAGGCUGACAGGAGGGAGUUCAUUGACCUGUUGACCAAGAUGCUGACCAUCGACGCGGACAAGAGGAUCACUCCUAUCGAGACGCUCAACCACCCGUUUGUUACUAUGUCCCAUCUCCUCGAUUUCCCCCACAGCACACAUGUAAAGUCCUGCUUCCAAAACAUAGAGAUCUGCAAGCGUCGUGUCAACAUGUACGACACCGUCAACCAGAGCAAGACGCCCUUUAUCACCCACGUGGCACCCAGCACCUCCACCAACCUCACCAUGACCUUCAACAACCAGCUGAACACUGUGCACAGCCAGGCCACCAACUUGGUUCCCUCCACCACCAACAAUGCCACCCUUUCCUUUGCAAGUCCUGAUGUCUCCAUACUAAACUACCAAUCUGCACUCUACCAGCCCUCCGCUGCCGCCAUGGCGGCCGUGGCCCAGAGGAGCAUGCCCCUGCAGCCGGGGCCUCCUCAGCUCUGCGCUGCUCGGCCCGACCCCUUCCAGCAGGCGCUCAUCGUCUGCCCACCUGGCUUCCAAGGGCUGCAGGCGUCCCCUUCCAAGCACACCAGUUACUCUGUGCGGAUGGAGAAUGCCGUUCCCAUAGUGACGCAAGCCCCCGGUGCCCAGCCACUGCAGAUUCAACCUGGCCUCCUUACGCAGCAGGCCUGGCCCAGCGGCACCCAGCAGAUCCUGCUGCCUCCAGCCUGGCAGCAGCUCACCCACACCUCAGUCCAGCAUGCCACCGUCAUCCCGGACUCCAUGAGCACCUCGCAGCCUCUUGCCAACUGGAGGAAUUCCCAUCCGCACGGCACCCAUUACAAUCCCAUCAUGCAGCAGCCAGCCUUGUUGGCUGGACACGUCACGCUCCCAUCCAACCAGACGCUCAAUGUGGGUGUGGCCCACGUCAUGAGGCAGCCCUCGACCAAUAACAACUCCACUUCCAAGAAGAACAAACAGCACCAGAUGUCCGCCAGGAACAUGUCAGCCUACGAGGUGUCGUCCUCCCAGACGGUGCUAUCCCCGCAGCGCUCCAAGCGGGUGAAGGAGAACACCCCUCCGCGUUGCGCCGUGCUGCAGAACUCCUCGUCCUUCAACUGCGCCCCCCAGCAGGGCUACGGGGGCGCAGGGUGGGGGCCUGGCGAAUCGGAACAGGCUUCCAGCACCACCCGCAACCACCAGCAACAACACCACCUCCCCAGACAGACCAUCAUCAUCCCCGACACGCCCAGCCCCGCAGUCAGCAUCAUCACCAUCAGCAGCGACACGGAUGACGAAGAUGAGCACAAGCAGAGCAAGAGUUCAUCUUCAAAGCAGCGGAAGAAUGUCAUCAGUUGCGUGACCGUCCACGAUUCCCCCGACUCCAACUGUUCCAACAGCCCCUACGCUUUGGAGUCCAGAGCCCCCAACCACAACAACAACAACAGCUAUGACACAAAGGCCGUCCUGGACAACUACAACAACGGGAACCUCCGCACCAUCAUCGUUCCUCCCCUCAAAACCCAGAGCAGUGAGGCCCCGAAUGAGUGUGAGCGGCUGAUGCCAGAACCGAUGAACCAUCAGAAUUCAGCGUACAAGUUCAAAUCCUCCAACGGCUUGGUGUCUGGCAACAACCACCUGCACGGGGGCCUGACCGGAGGCGGGACCUACCGCCAGCAGCGCUCCGGGCUACACGCCCUCCAGCAGCAGCCCCUCAACCUCAGCCAGGCGCAGCAGCACAUGGUGAACGAGCGAAAUGGUCAUCGGCGCCAGCAGGCCUACAUCACCCCGACCAUCGCCACUCAGCCCCCGUACUCCUUCCAUCACAACAGCCCCUCUCACGCGGGCAACGUUCACCCGCACCUGGCCGCCACGCACCUACCCAGCCAGCCCCACCUCUACACGUACACUGCCCCCGCUGCCCUGGGCUCCACCGGCACCGUGGCCCACCUGGUGGCGUCGCAGGGCUCGGCGCGCCACGCCGUCCAACACGGGAGCUACCCGCCGAGCAUCGUCCACCAGGUGCCGGUCAGCAUGGGCCACCGCGUGCUGCCCUCGCCCACCUUGCACCACAGCCAGUACCACCAGGCCCAGUUUGCUCACCAGGCCUACAUCAGCGCUUCGCCCGCCUCCACUGUCUACACUGGAUACCCUCUGAGCCCCACCAAGGUCAACCAGUACCCGUACCUCUAGAGAAGACACUUGACUGACACUGGAGAGCUGCUGCUGCUGCUGCUGCUGCUGCACCCGAAUCCUCUCACUCCGAUCCCAAACAUCCUCUCCUCGACCUCAGACAUGAACAGAGACAGAGGAACAUGCAAUCCUCAUGAAACUGUCACAAACGACUUGAAGAAAAGAAGAAGAAACAGCCUCUCUAGAAGGGGAAGAUGGGGUUGAGUUGCAGAGGGGUACAGUUCAAGAUGUUUUCUUUUCAUUUUUUUUUUUUUCUCCUGAAAGAGCCAGUUGUUUUUUGCAUUUAUUUCGUCUAUUCUCCGCUUUGCUUUUUGAGGACAGUAAUGUCUCGUUAGUUUUACAGGGACGUUUGAAACAGGCCUUUGGGGACAGUGGAGGCUUCCUUUUUUUUUUUUGUAUCACAGCCUCUUCUAUUUGGUAAGAGACUGUUGAACAGGGGUUACUGACUGGAAGUUUGGAAUCCCAAGACAUUUGGGAGAAGGUGAAAUACGGAAAACCUGCUGCUCUUCAAAGAAAAAAAAAAAAUAUUGAUGGCCUUGAACUGUCUUAACGUUUCCUAAUCAUUCACGGUGUGGGGACAAAAGAGAGGCGACUCCCAUCCCACCUUCCCCAGCCGAGGAGGUUUCUGGAAAUAUAACCAACAGAAGACAACAAACUUUUUAGUGUAUUUAUAGAUAUUCUGUUCCUUUAUGUUUCACCUUUAUAACGAUAUACUUUGGUUUUUAGCUAGGUGUCUUAGUUAGGCCCCGUUCUUAGAAUGUAGCAGUCUGCACAUGUUGGUUUUGAGAAGAAAAACCUUUUUUUUUCCUCCCCCUGAUACCAAUAGAUUUAUUUGCUCCUCUUUUCUCAAUGUGAUUGCACAACGUGGUUAUAAUAACAUAGGCAUGUACAACGUGAUUGUCUGUGUGUGCUACUGUCAAGCCGAUGCGUGUGUAGUCCGCCUCCUUAAAACUCUCUCCAGUCUUUGGGUUUCGACCGUUGUUCCUUCGUAGUGCCUUACAGAUAUAACGACACAGUUUACCUGGCUCGGAUCCCGAAAGCCACACGAGACUCCAGCUAAACGCAGAGACGUGUGUGUGUGUGUGUGUGUGUGUUUUUUCUGGUUUUGACAUCCUAGUCGGGGCUUUUGCAGCUCUCUUCCAGGUGUGGGCUCAGCCCUCGCUGUUUCUUGUCCUUGAUGACAGCGUCCCAUACACGGUGAAGAUUAAUGUCAGACAGGAGUUGGGUCGAUAUCACGCUGAGCUAUUUUAUUAUGUGUGCAUGAGAUAACUUGCCUGGGGUACUUACCAAAGUCAUAGAUAAAUUCUUGUUACAUUUUGCUGUGGGUUUUAAUGUAAAUAUGAAAAUGUGCAGUGUAGCUGUAGCCGUGAACCUCUAUCACAGUGGCACCCAAAUUGUGGCUUUAGCUCGGAAAAUAUUUGAUUUUCCUUUUAUGAUCACACAGGGGGAAUGUUUUCAUGCACCGGGAAUGUCCUGAGACACAGGAGAGGUUGUUUUUUUUUUUUUCUUCUAAGGUUUAAAGCUAGUCAGAGAGAAGGGGCCUGACAGAAAGUUAUUGUUGCCACGAGGGUGGGUCUGUGAGGGAAGGCCAGGCCGAAGAGGAGAGGCGGCGUAUCGAGGGUCGUUCGAGAGAGAUUCUGCGUAGGCGAGAGGGAAGGGGCUGUUUGAGGUGGGUCCGUUUAGGGCGGCAGAGAGAAACUCUCAUCUUAAAUGGGACCAAAAUGGUAGCAAGUUGGCACUGAGCAGGUUGAUAGUGACACUGAGCCCGGGUGGAGGGUGGGAGCCUGAAAGGGGGGCUCCACCUCACCUGAAUGCACACUUAUGAUUCUGACAUGAAACCUUCCUCGUCGUCGUCGUCGUUGUUGUUGUUGUUGACGUAGUGUCGUUUGUUUCAUCCGGCAACGGUAUUUGUUGCGCUCGAGGUUCGGGUAGCCUCUCACGGCUGCAAGAACAGAAAACAGAAGGGAAAUCCCACAGCGUACACCUGGAAGGGCACCUCGAGGACGACUCGUUGCCACUGUCCAUUUGUCUUCGAGCCAGGUGCAGCACAGACAUCGCCACGGCCAGCAGACCCCAACACUUAGACAUCCAAUAGGGCUGUCCCUUUGUGUGUUUGCUGCCUGAUUCAACAGGCUUCAUCUUUUUUGGGGGGGGGUUUUCUUGUAGCCAAUGAUACAAAUAAUCUCCUCUUGAACGUAGACGCAGCAGAACUGCUGGUGUUGUAGUGAAAGCCUUCCCACCCCUUUAUGGUUUUAUAGUUUUUGCAUCUGAAGUGAUUUUUCUUUUUUUUUUUUUACUUAAUAUUAUUGACAUGGCUGUAGUACCUAUUGUGUUUCUUUUUUUUUUAGAGAUUGUUGCAAUAAUUCUUGUGGAUGUGUCUUUUUUCUGAUAUGUCGGGCUCAUUUCUAUUUUAUAACCUGCAGGUUGAUGUACAGUCGGGUUUAGUAUUCCGUGCAGGUAGCUGCACCUGUGUAGACAAGUGUUGCAACACUGCUGGUGAUAGUACGUCUAUCAAGUUGAUGAUAACCCAAUCGGGCCCCUAUACACAGAUGCUUUGGCUUGAGGGGGUCACUUGUCGGGCCCCAGAGUGGUUUGUCACCCCCCCGCCCCC